AUGUUUUCAUCAUCUCCAGAAACGUUUCUCGUAAUCUUAGCCAUUUUUAUGUGUUCAAUUCUUUUUAUCUUCACCAUCACCGUUGUAGUCAUAUUUCAUUGUUGUCGCAUCAAAGAUAUUCAGAAUCUUCCGAAUGCUGUUGUGCAGCGAACACGAAUGUCAUAUCAUUGGGCACGUAAUUCUGUAUUUUCACUGCGACGUGGAUCUGAAUGUCCAGAAGAUGAGGAAGAUGAGAAUUUCUUAUCACCGCGUCGAGCACAACGAGCUCCAUCCAAUUGUACGACAACGGGUUCAUCGCUAUGCAAACAGAAUUCGUUUGAUGGAAGAAGUCCAUCAGCUGUAUGA
Molecule: messenger RNA, 345 nt
Organism: Auanema sp. JU1783
Lineage: Eukaryota; Metazoa; Nematoda; Chromadorea; Rhabditida; Rhabditidae
Source: the annotation of a GenBank genome assembly